AUGGAGCCGCGGCCCAAGUUGAGAUUCAAGCGCCUCUCUUAUGCCGAGGUGGGUACACCCGAGAGCACUGUUACCCCUCACUCUGAACAGCAAUCACCUCCAGGUCUCCUGCCCCCACCUCCACCCCCUCAGCCUCGACACUCGGACCUCGACCUCUGGCAACAGCGCAUGACAGCUCGCAUUGCUGCAGCACUAGAGCGGGAGAAGAAGGCAGCCAGUGGUUCACUUAUCUAG
Giardia duodenalis is the source of this 234-nucleotide messenger RNA. RefSeq lists its product as uncharacterized. The record is from RefSeq and is a predicted model, not a curated record. The transcript has a single exon. Bases 1 to 234 code for a protein of 77 amino acids. NCBI's taxonomy places the organism in Eukaryota, Fornicata, Diplomonadida, Hexamitidae.